This is a messenger RNA of Periconia digitata, 674 nucleotides long. The record is from the annotation of a GenBank genome assembly. NCBI's taxonomy places the organism in Eukaryota, Fungi, Ascomycota, Dothideomycetes, Pleosporales, Periconiaceae.
ACGACUACAUUUGAAGACACGACUUUUGUUCGCGAGCGGGUUUCGCGAAAAGCAAAUACAGACCGACCCCCCAGCCGUACUUAUCCACGAGUCCAUCCAUCCAACUGCACCCCUCUCCCACCCCACCUCACUCCCACUUCCAACAUGGGCUCAGUAGUGCUCCCGCACCUCCGCACGGGCUGGCACGUCGACCAAGCGAUCUUGUCCGAAGAAGACCGGCUCGUGGUGAUCCGCUUCGGGCGCGACCACGACCCGGACUGCAUGCGCCAAGACGAGGUCCUCUACAAGAUCGCCGACAAAGUCAAGAAUUUCGCCGUCAUCUACCUCUGCGAUUUGGACGAGGUGCCGGAUUUCAAGGCCAUGUACGAAUUGUACGAUGCGUGCACCGUCAUGUUUUUCUUUCGGAAUAAACAUAUGAUGUGUGAUUUCGGGACGGGAAAUAAUAACAAACUCAACUGGGUGCUGGAAGACAAGCAGGAACUCAUUGAUAUCAUCGAGACUAUCUACCGUGGAGCGAAGAAAGGACGUGGUUUGGUGGUUAGUCCGAAGGAUUACUCGACGAGGUACCGGUACUAAAGGGUCUUGGUAUGGCUUGUGUAUGUGUGUCGGCUUGUUUCGGGCCAGGGAACCCGGUGGAUUGGGUGGGAAUGUGUAUGUGGUGCUCGGUCGUCACC